UCAAUGCUUGAAAAGCGAAAUGAGACUUAUUUUAUUAUCUGUUCUUCUCUUGCUCUUUGUUACUGAUACUUAUGAAAGAGGAACAAGAAAAGAAAAUCCUCAAGGAGGUGGUUCAAAAAAGGGUGCAAAAGGAGGAAGUAGACAGGGUGGAAUGACAGGUGGGAAUAAUAAUCAAGGAGGGAAACAAACCGGAGGUAUGUUCGAUCCCAAAAAAAGGUCACGUGAAGCCAAUCAGCCCAAAUGCAACCCUGAAGAAGCUGUUAAAUGUAUCAAACCACUUACUGAAAACUUUGGAAAAGCAUGUAAAAAUGAAUAUGCUCAAUUAACACAAAUGGCUCCUGAAGUGUCAAGAGAAUAUAAGAUUUCAGAAAAUGAUGAAGAGGGAGAAUCCAAAAACAAGCCCGUACGAGGUGGACCUAUUGGAGGAAAUAAUGAUAAGUGGGGCAAUCAAGGCGGGGGUGGAGGAGGAUGGGGAGGGGGCGGAAGAGGUGGUGGUAAUUCUGGAGGAGGAUGGGGAGGGGGCGGAAGAGGUGGCGGUAAUUCUGGAGGAGGAUGGGGAGGGGGCGGAAGAGGUGGCGGUAAUUCUGGAGGAGGAUGGGGAGGCGGCGGAAGAGGUGGUAGUAGCUCUGGAGGAGGAGGAUGGGGAGGUUCUUCAGGCUGGGGACGAGGUCGAAGAAGUCUACCAAGUAUGGAAAUUCUUCAAUCAAUAUCCUUUGAAAAAGCAUGCAUUGAUCUCCAACAAUGUCCAAGAAUAUUACGAUGUCUCGACAAAAACUUGGCUUGUGGAAACUUAGAUUCGGCCAAAGUCUUUGAAGAAAUAGCAAGAGGAAUAGUAAGUAAACUGAAACAUUUUGAAGUGAUGUGUUCAGAAGGCUGUAGCAAACCAGUUGAAAGAGUUGAAAAAUCGCUCUCUUGCCUAAAUAAUCUCACCGGAGAAAUCAAAAAUUUCAAUUCAAAAAUUAACGAACAAGUGAAGAGAAUUUGCAACCUAAUUUCGACUCAUGAAAAAUGCCGAGAUGACUAUAUGUCAACUUGUGGAGCAUUAAAUGAAACAAAGUCAAGCUUAAAUAUGAACGUGAAAUUAAUUGAUAGAGUUUGUAAAGCUCAUAAUAUCAAGAAGAAUAAUGUAAAACCAGAAGAUCCUGACAAACCAAACAGCCAGUAUAAGCCUUUGCCAAAUGCACAGAAGUUCUGCGCACAUGAAACUAUGAAAAUUGAGUGCAAAAGUGGUGAAUCGAUUUAUAUACAGGGCGCUCAUUUUGGUCGAAUGAGAAAAGGAUCUUGUGUAACAUCCAAUGGAUCUGUUGGUUGCUAUACAGAUAUUACUGCAUUAAUUAGACAAAGAUGUUUGAACAAAAGGCGAUGUGAUUUAGAAGUUUCAACUUUAAUACAUGAAAUAAAAGACGCUGAAUGCCCGAAACACUUAACUUCAUAUUUAGAGAUAUCAUAUCAAUGUGAAGUCGGCCAUAGAGUACACACUUCUCCCAUGACACAACCACCACAGGUGGAAUCAUCUACUACGUCAAAUCCAUCUACUAAACCUUCGAAAACAUACCAACCUAUAGCGGGAGCAAGGCAGGUUUGUGCUUUAGAAACAUGGAAAGUAUUUUGCCCUAUUGGAGAAAGAAUUGAAGUUCUAACAGCUCAUUAUGGUCGUAUGAGAAUUGGAAAAUGUAUAUCUUUAGAUUUAGGUGUUCUAGGAUGUUUUAAUGAAGUAACAGAACUUUUAAGUGAAAAAUGUGAUGGUAAGAGACACUGUGAGGUUCCAGUAGACGAUGUUCGAGAUAAGGUUAAGAACCCACGAUGUCCAAAAGAUGUUACUAUGUAUUUGGAAGUUCACCAUAAAUGUAUGGAGGGUGGUCCAAUAUUCAGAGAAUCUACACCUUCAACAAUGCCAACCACUACUCCAACAAUACCGUCAACUACAACAAAAGAGAGAACAAAGGCUCCCAUCAUAUCAACAACCUCUAAGCCAGUUUCCACAUAUGAACCAUUAAAUGAUUAUGUUGAGGCUUGUUGGGGUACUAAGUUGGUAGCUUCUUGUCCCUAUGGUAAGCAAGUUAUCAUGAGAGGAGGCCGCUUGGGUCGUAUGAGAACUGGCAGUUGUAUUCCCACAAAUCAAGCUUAUAUUGGUUGUUUUGAUAAUGUACACCCAAGCUUAUCUUCAAAAUGUGAUGGUAAAAGAAUCUGCAUUGUUGAUGUCGUGACAUUGAGAAUAGAUAUAAAGAACGUUAUUCAGAGCAAAUGUUCUUCUGAAUACAGUGUUUACUUGGAGGCUUCUUAUUUAUGUGCUGCUGGAGGACCUACCACCUCUUUACCCCAACCUUCCACGACUGUAAAGACUUCUACAGUAACAAUGCCACCAACAACAUUAUCAACAACUGUUUCCACUUCGACGGCUGCAGUUACAAAUAGUUACGUAGCUCCUGCUGAUGCGAGAGCCUACUGUAUGAGUGAAGAGUUCAAAGGAUACUGUUCUGCUGGCUAUAAAGUCAAAAUCACCUUUGCCCAUUUCGGAAGAAUGCGUCUAAGUAAAUGCUUAGACAAAAAUUAUGGCCAUAUGCCUUGCUAUGUUGACGUCAAGGGAGAAGUUGGUUAUCUAUGUGGCAAUGGAAUGACAUGUUCAGUUCCACUAAUGAAACUAAAGAACUUAUUAAACGGCCAGACGAAUUGCCCUUCAGACCUCGAGAGUUAUCUUGAAGUAACAUAUAAAUGUGUGGAGGGAGGUGUAGUGAAUGUACCAAAGGAAACACCUCCAUCAACAAUUAGUACCACUGUGAAAAUGACAACUACCCAAAUGCCCACCACAACAACAGCAGUGAGGACUACUACUGAAGAGCCUACUACGAAAAGGCAAGCGGACUAUGUACCACUACAAGACGCUAAACAAUUUUGUUUUGGUUCAACGUUUGAGCCUUCAUGUGAACAAAAUAGCAAAAUUAUAAUAAGACGUGCCCAUUAUGGAAGAAUGAGGAGAGGAAAUUGUAUUUCUGAACUAGAGAAUAAUGUAGGAUGUUAUACAGAUGUUACUGAAGUUAUUAAAGCAGAUUGCGAAAAUAUGAAAACCUGCUCCAAGUCACUUAUCGAUCUUAUGUCGUUAGAAACUAAUUGUCCUUCUGGUGUAAUUGGUUAUUUGGAAGUUUCGUACUAUUGUCAAUCGGAUUUAAUGCCUACCACAACUGUAGCUAGUACACUUCCCAGUGGCACACCAGCCAACUCUGCUGUAAAUAUUGAUGGAUUUGAAGAGAGUUGCAACUUUGAGGCUUUUACAAAAACUUGUCAAGACAACGAAAAAGUUGUUAUUAAGAAAGCACUUUAUGGACGUAUGAAGCUUGGAAAAUGUAUUAAAAAUGAUUUAGGAUUCAUGCCUUGCUAUAGGGACGUAACAUCAGUUAUCCAAAAUGCAUGUGGAGCGGACACAUCUUCGUGUAACAUUAUUCCCUUCUAUAUGAUCAUUAAUCAACAGAGCAAUAAUUGUUCAAUGAGUGUUGUUUCACACUUAUAUAUCGAUGCUAUUUGCUCUCCUAAAAUGGAAACAACAACCAACCAAGAAAUUACGACUGAAGUGAUGGCAGACGCAGGAGAAUUGAAAAGUUUUUGCGGUAAUGAACAAUUCAGUUACAAGUGUGAAGAUGGUUAUGAGAUGAAGAUACACGAAGCAUUUUGGGGAAGAAUGGAGCUUGGUAAAUGUGUCACUAAAGAUAUGGGCUCUCUUGGUUGUAAAAAGAAUGUUACCGAUUAUGUUAGAGAUAUUUGUUCUUCUACUCCUCAAGAAUGUUCUUUCUGGCAACACAGAUUGUAUCAAAAAACUAGCACCCCUUGCCCAGUAAAUUUACUUUCAUAUCUUCAAGCUCGUGUAGAAUGUGUAAUGAAACCUACAAAUAAUCCAACUACACAGGGUAUUACCACUCUUGCACCUAUUACUAAUGGCAAGUCAAUAUGUUUUGGACAACAGCAUACCCAAAAAUGCUCUCCGGGACAAACAGUAAAGAUACAUAAAGCCUACUGGGGUCUUAUGCGUGUAGGAGAGUGUGUGAAACACGAUUCCCCCCACGUUGGCUGUCAUACAGAUGUCACUAGCGAACUACAAGAACUAUGUAGUGGAAAUGAAUGUACGUUUUCUUCAAUGGCUAUGUAUGCUAUAUCUUCUGUAACCAAUAAUUGUCCAAGUGAUUAUGCUCCGCAUUUAGAAGUUGGAAUAUCUUGCGAAUAAGCAAAUAUUUCACCGAAAAAUAUAUGUAAAUUUAUUAAUAUUAACUCAAAAACGCUUGAUGAUGAUAAUUUUGUUCCUUGAAAAAUUAAACAAAAGCUUCACUAAUUCAUUUCAAUACUCUGAUUAUUAUAAUAAAAAUAAUAGAAAUAUUCAUUAAAAUAUAGUAAUUAAGAUUAAGUCAA
Molecule: messenger RNA, 4395 nt
Organism: Dimorphilus gyrociliatus
Lineage: Eukaryota; Metazoa; Annelida; Polychaeta; Dinophilidae
Source: the annotation of a GenBank genome assembly